This is a messenger RNA of Trichoderma citrinoviride, 2160 nucleotides long. RefSeq lists its product as hypothetical. The coding region runs from base 1 to 2160 and encodes 719 amino acids. The transcript has 3 exons. The record is from RefSeq and is a predicted model, not a curated record. Gene Ontology annotation, biological process: signal transduction; regulation of GTPase activity. Gene Ontology annotation, cellular component: cytoplasm. Lineage: Eukaryota; Fungi; Ascomycota; Sordariomycetes; Hypocreales; Hypocreaceae.
AUGGGACGUACAACUAAGCCCACCCUCCAGCCGCUGAUUCUGGCGGACAGCAGCGCUCUCGACGACCCGCAGGCGUCUGCUGAGUCUGCGUCGCAAGCCGCCUCGUCGCCCGUUGAAUCCAAUCCCAACGCCAAAUCGCCCCGAUCACAGCGAUCCUCGCCCUUUCCCAUCAGCAAGUUUGCCGUCCACAGAAACCGGCCGGCUCGCACAGGCACGUCGCCAACCCUCCAGCCACAGCCGCCGCGACCUGCGACCAGCACCGGACCGACAGACGAGGCCAGUCGCCAGCAGCAGCACCAGCAGCUGCAGAUGCGCCGUGCCCAGGCCCGCGAUGACUCGGAGCUGCUGCAGCCCUCAAGGUCGACCUUGGAUCCUCCCUCAGCCGGAAUGCCUGCCCAUGGCCUGCGCCACGUCGUGCCGGACGGCGCCAAGUCGUCAAAGUCGAGCUUUUUCCAGUUCAACAAGCCGCCCAAGACUCCUGGCAUUCCGCAUAACCAGCAACAUCUCGAGGCGCGAAACCAGCCGACAUCACGAGCAGACGACAAGGGGGAACAGAAUCACAGAGACCCGAUCAGCACCGACGACAGCCAGCCGAAGUCUAUUCCUUCUCAACCUUCACGCUCUGACCUCUCCGUUUCAUCUUCUGGCGACGCCGACACAACCACGCCUUUGCCUUCCAUCAGAAAGAACAAGUCCAAGUCGUUUGCGCUUCUGGGUCGCAGCAAGUCGGUUCGCGACAAAGAAGCCGGCCGCCUCAAGCUUGCCGUCGCGCCAGUUCCACUGCCAUCAGCAGCUACCUCGAGUAACCACGCGCUUCCCGAGGAAACAUCUACCAGCACCGAUACUGUCGCUGCCGCCGCCGCGGCUGAUGCAGCUGCCACGAACGCUCAAACCCCCAUAUUGUCACAGGAUCGGGCGUUGAGAGACCACGGGAUGAAUUCGACUCCUCGGAAUCGGGCAGAGGACCGAAGCGCCGGUGCUGCUGCUUGUAAUAGCAAGGAUAAUGGGCGAGAGAAGGAGCAGAAGGCUCAUUCAUCGACACGCGAAACCGGUGCAUCAGCAUUUCUCAGCGGGCUGAGAUUCACGUCCACCAGGGCUGCCGACCUGAUCAGCAAGGGACUCUUCGGAAAGAGCACGCGAAGCAGCAGUACAACGGAUAAGGAGCCCGUAAUUGACGAUGAGCAUUACGAGCUGAAAGUCAUCAACCUGCCCCUGGUUGAGCAAACGCGAAUGACCCGAAUCUCGAAGCGCCUGGAGGACUCGAGGGACAAGACAGAGUUCUGGAUGCCUGCGUUUCCAUGGAGAGCCAUCGACUAUCUGAACUAUAAGGGGACAGAGGUGGAAGGUCUCUACCGUGUGCCUGGAAGCGGACCUCAGGUCAAGAAGUGGCAGAGAAAGUUUGACGAACAAUACGACGUCAACCUUUUUGAGCAGAACGACCUCUAUGAUAUCAACAUUGUUGGUUCCAUGCUCAAGGCUUGGCUUCGCGAACUGCCCGACGAGCUCUUCCCGAAAGCGGCUCAGGAGCGGAUUGCUCGCGAAUGCCACGGCGCUGAAAAGGUCCCGCAGCUUCUCAUCGACGAACUCUCGAACCUAUCCCCAUUCAACUAUUACCUUUUGUUUGCCAUCACAUGCCAUCUCAGCCUUCUUCUCGCUCACUCGGACAAGAACAAAAUGGACUUCCGGAACCUCUGCAUCUGUUUCCAGCCCUGCAUGAAAAUCGACGCCUUCUGCUUCAAGUUUCUGGUGUGCGAUUGGAGAGACUGCUGGAGGGGCUGCAAGAACGAGCCCAAGUUUAUCGAGGAGGAGUACCGCCUGUUUGACCAGCCGCCGCCGCGUGGCCUAGCCGAUGUACAGCUCCCUUCGCAGAGCGAGGUCACUGAGGCGGAAAGGCCGGCCACAUCUCAUCACAGCAAGCCAUCGAUCCAGGAGUCGAGCGAGCAGGCGGAGACGAUGACCAAGCCCCAGCUCCAGCUCUCAAGAUCCAGCAACAGCCUUUCAUCCCGGAACUCUACCGCUUCGACGGCCCUUAGUGAGGACAAGGAGGAGCACGAGGAUGACGACAGGGACAUGUUCGGCUUCUCUCAUACUCAGGCUACAGGAUCUCGCGACCUGCGGCCCUUGUCUCCUAUCCAGCCUCUAUCGCCUCUUGGCUUCUAA